Molecule: messenger RNA, 1512 nt
Organism: Schistocerca nitens (vagrant locust)
Lineage: Eukaryota; Metazoa; Arthropoda; Insecta; Orthoptera; Acrididae
Exons: 2
Coding region: 1-1512 (503 amino acids)
Source: RefSeq, a predicted model, not a curated record
AUGGGUAUGAGUCCAACUGUUCCAGAGGCAACAAGUGGCAACAGCCAUGGGUCAGCGGCCCACCGUUCCAGAGGCAACAAGCGACAGCAGCCAUGGGUCAGAGUCCCACCGUUCCAGAGGCAACAAGCGGCAGCAGCCAUGGGUGAGAGGCCCACCGUUCCAGAGGCCACAAGCGGCAGCAGCCAUGGAGGCCCACCGUUCCAGAGGCUACAAGCGCAGCAGCCAUGGGUAGGAGGCCAACCAUUCCAGAGGCAACAAGCGGCAGCAGCCAUCGGUAAGAGGCCAACCGUUCCAGAAGCAACAAGUUGCAGCAGAGAUAGGUCAGAGGCCCACCGUUCCAGAGGUAACAAGCGACACCAGCCAUGGGUCAAAGGCCCACCGUUGCAGAGGCAACAAGCGGCAGCAGCCAUGGGUGAGAGGCCCUCCUUUCCAGAGGCAACAAGCGGCAGCAGCCAUGGGGGAGAGUCCCACCGUUCCAGAGGCAACAAGCGGCAGCAGCCAUGGGUCAGAGGCCAACCGUUCCAGAGGCAACAAGUGGCAGCAGCCAUGGGUCAGAGGCCCACCAUUCCAGAGGCAACAAGCGGCAGCAGCCAUGGGUCAGAGGCCAACUGUUCCAGAGGCAAUAAGCGGCAGCAGCCAUGGCUCAGAGGCCCACUGUUCGAGAGGCAACAAGCGACAGCAGCCAUGGGUAGGAGCCCACCGUUCCAGAGGCAACAAGCGGCAGCAGCCAUGGGUGAGAGUCCCACCGUUGCCGAGGGAACAACCGGCAGCAGCCAUGGGUCAGAGGCCAACCGUUCCAGAGCAACAAGUGGCAGCAGCCAUGGCUCAGAGGCCCACUGUUCCAGAGGCAACAAUCGACAGCAGCCAUGGGUGAGAGUCCCACCGUUCCAGAUUCAACAACUGGCAGCAGCCAUGGGUCAGAGGCCAACUGUUCCAGAGGCAACAAGUGUCAGCAGCCAUGGGUCAGAGGCCCACCGUUCCAUAGGUAACAAGCGACAGCAGCCAUGGGUCAGAGGCCCACCGUUCCAGAGGCAACAAGCGGCUGCAGCCAUGGGUGAGAGGCCCACCGUUCCAGAGGCAACAAGCGGCAGCAGCCAUGGAUCAGAGGCCAGCUGUUCCAGAGGCAACCAGUGGCAGCAGCCAUGGGUCAGAGGCACACUGUCCCAGAGGCAACAAGCGACAGCAGCCAGGGGUGAGAGGCCCACCAUUCCAGAGGCAAUAAGCGGCAGCAGCCAUGGGUCAGAGUCCCACCGUUCCAGAGGCAACAAGUGGCAGCAGCCGUGGCUCAGAGGCCCACUGUUCCAGAGGCAACAAGCGACAGCAGCAAUGGGUGAGAGGCCCACCGUUCCAGAGGCACAAGCGGCAGCAGCCAUUGGUGAGAGGCCCAACGUUACAGAGGCAACAAGCGGCAGAAGCCAUGGGUCAGAGGCCAACUGUUCCAGAGGCAACAGGGGCAGCAGCCAUGGGACAGCGGCCCACCGUUCCAGAGGCCACAAGUGGCAGCAGCCAUAG